Symbiodinium pilosum is the source of this 2618-nucleotide messenger RNA. The record is from the annotation of a GenBank genome assembly. NCBI's taxonomy places the organism in Eukaryota, Dinophyceae, Suessiales, Symbiodiniaceae.
GGUGGCAACUGGCUCACUUUGACCCCGGACCUGGAACUGACGACUUGGCGGCGCAGAGGCACAGGGUCUUGGAUCGAGCCGCUCCUUUCCCCGCCGACAUCGCUGCCGAGAUCUAUGCUCACGACCCUAUAGGACGAGCUGCUCUGGCCAACUUCAAGCGGCAAGCACAGGUUCAGGCGGCGAUCCUUGGCGAGGGCACGGUCGUUGACUCCGACGCCUUCAGCUGGGUGGUGUCUGACCCCGCGCACGCGGACUUCGGGCGCGCUGUGGAUGCAGGUCUCUUGGCCAAUGAGGCGACGGGGCUGGCUUUCACGUUGAAGGGGGUGAUCCUGCUUGGCGGCGAGGAGGUCUUUGUGGAGCGCGUGAGCACCAACGGCAUGGAUGAGUGGAGGAGACGACGUGGACUGGAGAGCGCCGACGUGAGGGUCCUGGGCGAUCAUCGUGACCAAAGCGGCAAGAAAGUUCUGGAUCUCAAAGAGGCGGUGGCCUUGAUGAAGGCUCCUGUCGACCCGGAGUUCCCCAUUGCAGGCGUCAGGGCAGCGAAGGAAUUUCACGAAGCAGUGGCGGCGUCAGCUGGGGGCUUCCUUCACUAUCAUGCUGAAUGGGUCCGACUCUCCGGCGUCUCUCGGCAAGCGCUGCUCAUAUCCAUCGUGGACUUUGCGAAGCUCUACGUUGGCGAACACCUCUCCCGAUGGGUCAUUCAGACGGAGCUGGCGGUGGAGCGCAACCCUUUGCAGCCCGACUUCUCCGGCUUGGACAUCAUCGAGAAGGAGAGGGCCUCGAUCUGGAAACAGGAGCGGCUCUACAACCAAGAACGUCGGCAGCUUCGUGGCGGCAAAGGCGGGCGGCGCCGGCUCUUCGAAGUGAAGAUGGAGCUCGGUGGGUCCAACGCCGGGGGCUCUUGCCGGGAUCGGCAAGGCGGUCGCUCUUCGGGUACUACACCCUCGCUGCACCGGCGGGUCGACGCUUCACUGCGUUCUUUGAACCAGCUCGCCGCAGCAACUUUUGGUGCAGCAAAUUCGAUUUCCGCGCUUCCCCUGACAGCCACCCAGAAGUGGAUCCUGGAGGAUGUGGCGCGGAGGGUUGGGUCGUAUGGGGAUUGCCCUUCGGACUUGACAGAGGAGGCGGUGCUCAAUGACCUGGCCCAGCGUUCCAACCUGUACUCGCAGGAGGCUAGCCCCUGGGUUGCCAUGGACCUCGACAGGAUAAAACUUCUUCGUCGACCUCUGGAGCCUACAGAUGCCAAAGAGCUUGCGCCACCUGAGGCACGCGGCUAUCUUCAACACUUUGCUGAUCUCGUGGAGCGACCCGGCAUGGAGAUGGACCUCAUACGAACCUCAGGCGAUCUCAAUGAACCUUAUUGGGACCCCAGCCUCAGGCGCGACAAGCACAAGAGGAUUCUUCUAUACCAAGCUCUGGAUCGCGCUGGGCUACUCGACUUUCGCAGACGCCGGAAAGCUAGAGUGGGCUUCUUUACCGUCCGCAAGAAGGAUGGGAGACCCUCUGCUACAACGGCUUCGGCGAAGCACUCGACCUUAAGCGGCGUCACGGCCGAGUCGGGCGAUGUGGGAGAUUGUUUUUACAACUUCUGUGUGCCGGAGCUCGCUUCGUGGUUCGCAACGGACGAUGUUUUUGACGACGCCGAGCUCCUCGCCUACGGCUUUCGCGUCGACAAGGUGUACAACGACGACACCGGCACGUACGAGCAGCUACUUCCAGGCGAGCGAGUUUACGCGGUCUUCAAGGGCAUUCCGAUGGGGUGGUCGUGGGCCCUGUAUUUUGCCAACGAGAUUGUGUGCCAUCAGGUGGCGAAAUCUAGCCAACGGCCGGGAGAAGAUGAAGUUCGAGAUCGGCAGCCAGCUCCGCAGGUGCAACCCGGUCGGCCCGUGACGGGAACGUACGUGGACAACGUGCACGUGAUUGGGGGACGACCUGGAGAGGCGGGACAACGCAUGCUCCAGAUUGCCCGGCACUUCGAGGAGCUUGGGAUCCCUUUUGAGGUGGACGGAGUGGAGGACCAACGCUGGAUGGAUAGCUUGCGGAUGCGGCUGACUUUCGAGGACGGCUGCCGGGCCCUGGGAAAACCACAACGCGCUUGGAGGCUCUGGCUGGCUACUCGAGGCUUGCUUCGGCGCCGGCGUGUCUCUGGACGUCUGCUUCGUGUCUAUCUUGGUCACAUGAACUUCCACUUCCAGUUUAUGCGGCCCGCUAUGAGUGUCUUCUCGGCCAUCUACAAGUUUGUGGCUCAGCACGGAGAGCGACGAGCCGCCUUGUGGCCCAGUGUCCGAGGAGAACUGCGUCAGGCCCUUGGUUUGAUCUUUUUGGUUGAGUUUGAGAUGUCAGCGCCUUUCUGCAAAGAAGUUCACAUCGGUGACUCUUCGGACCGCGGCUAUGCGCUCAUGUACACCCACGCGACAUAUCAGGAACUUCGUGCUGCUUUUGAACAUCGAGAAAAAUGGCGCUUCAUUCCUCAAGAGGAUGCAGACGAGCUACAGCUCCCGCGGCCUCCCGAGCAGGAGGCAGGCUUCCCCGGCUACACGGCCGAGUCUGGAGUUGGCCACCGCACCGAGUUCGGGAAGCACCUGACGGAGAAGUGUGAUCGCUCCUGUGCCUCCUGA